UAUUUAUCACAGUUAAAGAACACCAUGGGCACUUCAAACUGGCAUAAGUUUCUUCUUUUGCUGUGGAAGAACUGGAUUAUACAGAAACGGCAUUAUGUACAAACAGCGUUUGAAAUUAUUAUACCAGCGAUUUGCUGUGCGGUGCUGAUGCUGGUACGUGGACUUGUUGAUCCAGAGGUAUUCAGUGAGCCAACUGUUUGGAAUUCCUUGCCGACGGAUACUAUUGAACACAUGCUACCCGAUGCUAACCCCGAAAUCAAUCCACCUAUAAAUUAUAUGUUCGCUUAUUCUCCUCAAUCAGUGAUAGUGGACAGACUUGUUGCAAAUGCUGCCCAACAAAUACGCGAACCUCUGAGUGUACAGCCGUUCACAAAUGCACUUCAAUUGGAAAAUUUCCUGCGUAGUAACAAUACGUUAGUCGGAAUUGAAUUUCCGGACAGUUAUAGUACGUUGCCUACACUUCCUGAGAAGGUUAUCUACGCGUUACGUUUUCCAUCAGAAAUGCGCACCUUCCAAGACAACUUCACCGCUUUCUGGGCUAACUGGUUCACCGAAUUAAUGUUUCCACAAUUUCAAAUGGCCGGGGCCAGAAACAACGACAGAGCAGAUGCUGGAUAUCCAGCAAAUUAUUUCAAUGAAUCCUUUAUUGCUGUUCAGUGCGCAAUUGACCGAGCCAUCAUACUAGAGCAUGAUUCAACUGUUAAAAUGUUGCCAGUAUUUCUUGAAAGAUUUCCAUAUCCACCGUAUUACAGCGAUCCAUUGCUAACCGGUUUGGAGAAUCUUCUUCCUCUAAUUAUCGUUAUCGCCUUUUUUUACUCUGCCAUCAACAUCGUGAAAUACAUAACCGUUGAAAAGGAACGACAACUCAAGGAAACAAUGAAGAUGAUGGGAUUAUCUAGCUGGUUGCAUUGGUCAGCAUGGUUUGUAAAGUGUGUUUUGUUGCUGGCGGUGUCAAUUUCGCUAGUCACCAUUCUACUAUGCCUUGACUUGACAACUAACAGCGACCUAGCUAUUUUGGAAUACGCGCACUGGAGUGUCAUUUGGAUGUACUUGCUAGUGUUCAGUGUCACGACGAUCUGUUAUUGUUUUAUGAUGAGUACGAUGUUUUCAAAAGCAAACCUCGCUGCGGGAAUUUCUGGAUUGAUUUGGUUUAUCAUGAUUGUGCCGUAUAACAUUGCGUUCCCAAACUAUAGUUCACUGUCGCUUGCUGUAAAGUUGGCGCUAUGUAUAUUUUCCAAUUCAGCAAUGUCGUUCGGUUUCAUGUUAAUGAUGAGGCAUGAAGGCACUUCAAACGGACUUCAAUGGUCAAACUUGUUUGGAACAGUGACCGUAGAUGACAAUUUUUCAGUGGGUCAUACACUUAUAAUGCUUUUGGUGGAUGCACUAAUCUAUUUGCUAGUAGCGUUGUAUGUAGAAAAAGUAUUUCCUGGUGAGUUUGGAGUUGGACAGCGUUGGUAUUUCCUAUUUACUAAAAAGUUUUGGCUUGGAAAAGCGCAGCUUUCAACAGUUAUAGGUAUGGGUGGGACAGACAAUGAUAAUGUAGAAUUAGAGCCCUCGGGUAAAGUUGCAGGAAUUCAAAUUCGUAAUCUACAGAAAGUGUUUAACAAAACCAAGGUGGCUGUGAACGAGCUGAAUUUGAACAUGUUUGAAGACCAAAUAACUAUUUUGUUGGGUCACAACGGAGCAGGAAAAACAACCACAAUGUCCAUGUUGACAGGUUUGAUCUCACCUACUUCGGGUACAGCUAUUAUCAAUGGUUAUGAUAUCAUCACUGAGAUCGAUUCCGUUCGGAACUCACUAGGAAUAUGUCCUCAGCACAACGUUUUAUUUGAUGAAUUAACAGUUUCAGAACACAUCGAAUUUUUUGCGCGAUUAAAAGGUGUAUCUGCAAAGGGUAUUAAACAUGAAGUUAAGCAUUUUGUGAAAGCAUUGGAACUCACAGACAAAAUUAAUAUUCAGUCUCACACCUUGUCAGGGGGAAUGAAAAGAAAACUAUCUGUCGGAAUAGCUCUUUGCGGUGGAUCUAAAGUAGUAAUUUGUGACGAGCCUACUUCAGGAAUGGAUCCAUCAGCUCGAAGGGCAUUGUGGGAUUUGUUAAUCGAAGAGAAGAAAGGACGAACGAUACUGCUUUCUACACAUUUCAUGGAUGAAGCGGACAUAUUAGGCGACAGAAUCGCAAUCAUGGCGGACGGUGAUCUUAAAGCAGCAGGCUCAUCGUUUAUUCUGAAAAAAAGAUUUGGUGUUGGAUACAGGUUAAUUUGUGUUAAGGGAGAGAACUGUAAUCCGAAGAAUUUGGAAUCGUUGCUAAGGAAAUACAUUCCAGAUAUUGAAGUAGACACUGAUAUUGGCACGGAGUUGUCUUUUAUUUUGAAUGAAGCUUAUACGGAACAAUUCCAACCGAUGCUUCAAGAUUUGGAAGAAAAUACCGAUAUAUUGGGUAUAAAGAAUUAUGGCAUAUCGCUAACAACAAUGGAGGAAGUUUUUCAUAGAGUUGGUAGUGAUUCUCAUGCCUUGGACGAAAAACCAUUAAGUGAAAAUGAUGAAUCGGCACAGCAGAUGGAGAUUAACAACAACUCAUCGGCAACUAGACUUGACGUCGAUCAUGAUUCUCUCUUAAGUGGAUCAAAAUUAGCCUUAAAUCAAAUCCGGUCCAUGUUCAUGAAAAAAAUUAUCACAACUAAGCGAAGUUGGAUACAGCAAAUGGUCCAGUUUCUUAUUCCUGUAUAUUUUGUGGUUGUAACUGUUAUAAUAGUACGUUCGUUUCCAGGAAUAACUGAGCUUCCUGCACUUCCAAUUUCUAUACAUAACUAUUCUACUACUACGACUCUACUAUAUGUGUCUCCUCCAGAAAACUCAUUAGUUACAGGUUAUCGAAAGUUAUUCGAGGAUUUUCCCUUAUCUCAUCAACUGCAAAUAAUAGAUCACGACAUGAUCGAGCAAAUCUUGUCAUUGUCUGUUGAUAACAUUGGACGUAUCAAUCGAGAGUUUAUGGUAGCUACAUCUGCGACAAACACGAACUACACCGUCUGGUUCAAUCCUCAAGGAUUCCAUACAGCUCCUCUUGGAAUAAGUUUUCUGCACAAUGCCUUAUUGAAAUCCAGUUGCAGCAAUUGCGAAAUAACUACCAUUAACAAACCGCUUCCUUACAGACCAAACACCAGGUUCACGCAAUUUCAAGCUGGCAAUAAUCUGGGAUUUCAACUAUCCUUCAAUACGGGGUUUGCAAUGUCAUUCAUUGCAGCCAUGUAUAUAAUGUUCUACAUCAAGGAGCGAACAUCUCGCGCGAAGCUAUUACAAUUCGUCAGCGGAGUUAACGUUGCCACUUUCUGGGGUGUAUCUUUCAUAUGGGAUUACUUCACCUUCAUGAUUACGGCAUUGAUCUACUUGGGAAUACUAGCUGUUUUCCAAGAAGAGGGUUGGUCAACCAUCGAAGAGCUUGGACGCGUUUUCUUGAUACUUUGUGUAUUUGGAUUAGCUUUCCUACCAACAAUAUAUAUCUUCUCGUUCUGGUUUGAAAUACCAUCGACAGGAUUUGUUAAGAUGAUGAUGCUCAACAUAUUCUCUGGAACAAUAUUUUUCACUGCCGUAUUCUUGCUACAAUUUGAAGCAUUUAAUUUAAUGAACGUGGCACGUGCUUUGGAAUGGGCAUUCAUGAUAUUCCCUCUAUUUUCAUUGAGCGAAAGCCUUAGCAACAUCAAUGUAUUGGCUACUACACGGUCGGUGUGCAAUCAACAAUGUCAAGCUAUUCCGUUCUGCACCGAACAGCUUAUGUGUGAUCAGUUUGCUAACUGUUGCGACACCGAAAUAUUCACCUGGGAUCCCAAGGGUGUAAAUCGGCAGCUUAUGUACAUGGCAAGCGUUGGCAUUAUUGGAUUUGCUACUCUAAUUUUAAUUGAAUUCAGGGUGUUCGGAAGAAUUUUCGACAGAAAAUAUAUGUUUAGUAAACGUCGUUCAAUUUCCGAACAGUACAUUUUAGAUGACGACGUUCGCAAAGAAAAGGAACGAGUUUCUGCAUUGUCUCCUGAGCAAAUUACUGGGCAUAAUCUAGUUGUACGCGAUCUGACCAAGUAUUACAAAGGACUGCUAGCUGUUAACCAGAUUAGUGUAUCCGUUGAGCAUGCGGAAUGCUUUGGGCUUCUGGGUGUUAACGGAGCCGGUAAAACCUCUACAUUUAAAAUGUUGACAGGAGAUGAAAGAAUAUCAUCUGGCGAUGCAUGGGUUAAAGGAAAUGAUCUGAAAAACAGUAUGAAUCGAGUACAUAAAUAUAUUGGCUAUUGCCCACAGUUCGAUGCGGUUUUGGACGAUUUGACUGGCCGAGAAACCUUGAGAAUGUUCGCGCUGAUAAGAGGAAUCCCUGAUCAAGAUAUAACCUUUUCCUCUGAGAAACUUGCUCGAGAUUUGAACUUUCUGCAAUACAUCGAUAAAAAGAUCAAGGAAUACAGUGGUGGUAAUAAGCGAAAGCUGAGUACAGCUUUGGCAUUGUUAGGAAAUCCUGACGUAGUAUACCUGGAUGAACCGACCACAGGAAUGGAUCCGGGAGCCAAGCGACAUUUGUGGAACGUAAUUCUCAAUGUGAAGAAAACAGGCAAGUCCAUCAUUCUUACUUCGCACAGCAUGGAGGAAUGUGAAGCACUCUGCACCAGAUUGGCAAUUAUGGUUAAUGGUGAGUUCAAGUGUAUUGGAUCCACACAACACUUGAAGAGUAAAUUCUCUAAAGGAUAUUUUCUGACGGUGAAGAUAAAAAGUUUCGAAAAUGAUGAAUCAACACUUUCGAGGCAAAGUGCAGUGAAGGAUUAUGUAAGACAGCAUUUUGAGGAUGUAACAUUACGAGAAGAUCAUCAGGACACUCUAACGUAUCACAUCGCUCAAUCUAAUUUGAAAUGGUCGUCGAUGUUUGGAUUGAUGGAAGAUGCCAAGCGAAUACUGGAAAUAGAAGACUAUUCGUUAGGUCAAACAUCACUGGAACAGGUGUUUUUGCUGUUCACGAAGUACCAACGAGUGUGUGAAGGGAAAUAAAUUAGGCCGGCAGUUUUUUCGCGUUCAAAAAGACCUAAAAAUGCAAUACUCAUGUUUGGGAUUAGCAAAUAAAGGAAAAAUGUCCACAAAAGGCUUAGUCAUUCACAUAGGAAAGGAAACAAUCUCCAUAAAUGAAUUAGUCAUUCGCACAAAAUACCAAUUCUAACGUGGGGAGUGUAAUUCUGUGAUUAUGCAAUUACAUAUCGGCCAGCAACUGAUAAAAUUUUGCAGAAGCAAUUUUUUAUAAUUUAUUACUUAUGGAACAUACAUAAAUUAUGUAUCAUUUUUAAAUGAUAGUAACACUC
Molecule: messenger RNA, 5321 nt
Organism: Topomyia yanbarensis
Lineage: Eukaryota; Metazoa; Arthropoda; Insecta; Diptera; Culicidae
Product: phospholipid-transporting ATPase ABCA3-like
Exons: 9
Coding region: 25-5016 (1663 amino acids)
Biological process (GO): transmembrane transport; lipid transport
Cellular component (GO): intracellular membrane-bounded organelle; membrane
Molecular function (GO): lipid carrier activity; ATP binding; ABC-type transporter activity
Source: RefSeq, a predicted model, not a curated record